This is a messenger RNA of Frankliniella occidentalis (western flower thrips), 5558 nucleotides long. It is a transcript of the gene Liprin-beta, whose product is annotated as liprin-beta-1. Lineage: Eukaryota; Metazoa; Arthropoda; Insecta; Thysanoptera; Thripidae. The transcript has 18 exons. Gene Ontology annotation, cellular component: presynaptic active zone. Gene Ontology annotation, molecular function: protein binding. The record is from RefSeq and is a predicted model, not a curated record. The coding region runs from base 196 to 3417 and encodes 1073 amino acids. Gene Ontology annotation, biological process: neuromuscular junction development.
UAAGUAACACGCCUGGCAGGCCCGGGGCCCCUCGCGUGUAACGCUGUGUAACGCGCUGCGCCCGCCGCGAGAGUCCCUCUGGAAGCGCGCGUCGCGAAGCGAGUGACUAGUAGUGAGAGUGACCCGCGUGUAGUGCGUGAAGUGAUGUGACGAGUGCAGGCUUAGGCGAUGUGAUUAACGCGCUCGCCGCCCGACAUGGUGCGCAGCGGGUCGCUGGUCUCGGACAAGAUCGCCAUGCUGGAGAGGAAGACGGUGCGGGGUGCCGGCGGCGGCGCGCUGGCAGCCAGGCCGCCCCCCGCCGCCGCCGCCGCCAGGAAGUCCGGCGAGGAGGCGGUCGGCGGCGCCAGUCGGCCGCAGCAGCUACAACAGCAGCCACAGCAGCAGCAGCGCGAGGACGCCGUCGAGGCGGCCCGGGACUCGUCGGACUGCGAGCAGGAUGAAGUGUCCCCCGAUUCGGGGUCGGACUCUGGGUCGUCGGGCUCCGACAGUGGCGGCAGCUCGCUGAUGCGUCACGUGGUCGGCUCGCAGGACGGAGCGGGCAGUCCAGGAGCAGACGACCUGAGCAUGGACUCCGACGAGGAGUCGGCCACUGAGACCUCGUCGUCCUCGGGAGGAUCCUCUGAGCCCGAGUCCUAUGAUGAGCCAGAGCCGCAGCAGCUGCCCCGCGCGCCCGCCGGCCCGCCUGCAGGCCGCCGCCCCGCCGGCCCCGCCGGCCCCACCCCCGCGGCAGCCGCCCCCUAUCACUGGAUGCCGGCCAUGCCCGCGCCCGCGCGCUGCCGCCCCGCGGACCAGCUGCCCAAGCUGACGCGGGACCCCGCCGUGGUGCUGAGAAAGCCGCCGCCCUGCGCGCCCGCCCCCGCGCCCGUCGUCAACAAGCACCACGCGCACGACUCGUGCGGCUCGUGCGGCAGCCUCGGCGGCAGGAGGAAGAAGAAGCAGCCGCACGAGCCGCACGACAGGCGCCGCGUGCACUCGAGCCACGAGAGCCUGCUGCGCCGCUCGUGCGACGAGGACGCCAUGUCGCGCUCCGCCGACGGCGGCCUCUUCGACGGCGCGCACUACGACGCGUACGCCGCCGCCGCCGACAACGGCGUCGCCUCCUUCGACGGCCGCGUCGUCCACGGCAGCCUCGACCGGCGGCGGCAGCGCGCCCGCCACCGGCAGCACCGCGACGCCAAGAGCAGGUCGGCGCUGGUGGAGGCGGCCGACGCCUGGUGCUGCUCGCCCGCCCCCGCCGCCGCCCCGCGCCGCCACCACUGCGGCCACCACUGCUGCCCCGCGCCGCCCCCGCCGCCGCCCUGCUCGGCGUGCACCUGUUACAGCCCGCAGCGCCACGCCAAGGGCGGGGAUGCGAGCACGGAGGAGCGCAUCCGGCGCCUGCAGGCGGAGAACGAGCGCCUGCAGCUGCAGACGGCCGUGCUGUCGGAGCGCAUCGACGUGCAGGUGGACAAGAUGGCCGAGCUGGAGGCGGCGCUGGGGGACCGCAAGCGCAACCUGCAGCAGGCCGAGGACCAGCUGCAACGGGAAAUGCUGUCCAGAUCCUCUUUGGAGACGCAGAAACUUGAGCUGCUGUCAUCUGUCACUGAAUUGAAACGCCAGCUGGUUGCUCUGUCAAGAGAAAAUUCUGAGCUGAGGACCCUUCAGCAACACCGGCCUCCAGUCGCUCCACGCACAUUUUACCCAAGUCAAAGCCAAUUGCUGCGUGACGCCUCGCCCGGUCCCGGCAGCCCUCUGCACCGCAACACAGCCUCCCCGGGCCUAGAGCACGCCGAAAGUUGCAGAGAGAUUAGAGAACUCACCCGGGACAUCCCACCGCCCAGAACUCCGCCGGCUAACUACCGCCAGCGUGUGCAGGUGCAGCAGUACCAUAGCCUGCCACGCCAGGCUGAUCCGCUGGCAGAUGUCGGCUCUCCUCAGGCCGGGGAGAGUGCAGCGCAGACCACAGUUGCUACGAACGGGUCAAACGGGACGAGCAACGGCAUCAGGAAGGGCGUCGCCUUUGGUAAAGGAUUUCUCAACUUUUCGCCUAGACGGUCUGUCGGGGAUAGGUGUUCUUCUACGCCUAAUCUAGCUGACACAGAACGCGUGUCCCAAGAUGAAAAUGACAGAAGCUUGGCAUUGAGUCUGUCUCCACAACCAAGUCCUUCUAUGUCAUCUUCAAAAUCCAAAGGAAUAAAAAAAAUUCUUGGACGAAUGAAAAGGAGUGGCUCUGGUAAUUUAGAUGACAUCCAUAAUGAAGGAGAAUUUCGUAGAGGUGGUGUAAGAGCAACCGCAGGUGGACGUCUUGGUUGGUCCUCGUCUUCCAAUGCACUGAGUUCAAGAGCCCAAGUUCCAUUUGCUCAGUGGGAUAGAGAAGCCAUCAGUGAAUGGCUGUGUGCUUUGGGGCUUGAACAUUGUGCUCAAGAAGGGCAGGGCUGGAUUGUGAGCGGGGCUCAACUCCUAUCAUCAUCCCCUCACGAUUUAGAAAAAGAGUUAGGUCUUAAGAACCCUUUGCACAAAAAGAAACUACGCCUAGCUCUUCAAGAACGCACAGACACUGGUCUAGCAUCUGAUCCUCAACUAGGACUUGCUGGACAUCUCGAUACAUGUUGGGUUCUCCGCUGGUUGGAUGACACAGGGCUUCCACAAGUGAAAGAUCAAUUCAGUGCUGCUCGGAUUGAUGGAAGAAUGCUGCACCGUUUCACCAUGGAUGACUUGGCAGCACUUCAUGUGACAUCCCUGUUGCAUGUGGCCAGCAUACGCACUGGUAUCCAGGUACUGAGGGAUCAUCGAUUUGACCCCAACUGCCUUGUAAGAAGAUCUGGCCCUACUGAGGAUAUUGAAAAUGGAAUCGAGGAGAAAAACGGAAAGGAUCAGAUUCCUGGAGGCCCAAACAAUGAAGUUGUCUUGUGGACCAAUCAUCGAGUCAUGGAAUGGCUCCGUGUUGUAGACCUUGCAGAAUAUGCACCAAACCUUCGUGGCUCAGGUGUUCAUGGAGGACUAAUGGUCCACGAACCACGAUUCACUGCUGAACUUCUUGCUAGUCUGCUGUCCAUUCCUCCCAGCAAAACCCUUCUGAGACGACAUCUCAGUACCCAUUUUAAAGAACUAUUGGGAAAAGAAGCGAUACAGGCUAAGAGACAGGCCGAAGCUGCUUUAGGUCACACCCCUCUUACACCAACUGCCAAGAUCAAGGUUCCAAAGAAAAGCCAAUUUUCAUUGAAACGUCAAAAAACUAAAGCUGAGGUGGAAUUUGGUGACUUGGUCUGCCCUCUAGAGAAUUGCCCAGUCACUAUAGUGGAUAUCAGCUCAGGUGACAGAGGAGUGGGUGAUGGCACGAAAGUAGCAGUCCAUCCAAAACACUCGGUUGCUUGUCUGGAAAGUGAAGCGCACUCCAAUACACAGGACUCACAUAGUGGAAGAACAAGCACAGUCUAAAAACGACAGUUGAAAUGGACCAAGGACCAAUGCCUGAUGCCAUCAAGCAAGAUGACACAUUUGCUGUAGACUCAAGGACUAGAUCAUCAUCACAUAUCCUGGAGGAUUUUUCCCUGAAGAAUCUUUCAUAUUUCCAUGGGUAAAUUAUGUGGGCUUAGCUUACCGUGUACAAAUAUUUUGGAAUAAGCUGGAAUCAUUACCCUAUAUUAUUUUAUGUUGUGACUUGCUUGUGCAUCUGAUAAGCAGAACACUUUCUGCCUCUGUCCUGCCUCUGCAUGAACAUCUUUGCCUGUAUUUGUGAAGUUGAUAAGCAAUUUGGGAUUGUUUAGACAAACCGAAGAAAAUCAUGAUUCGGCUUACCAUUAUAAUUCAUAAUAUUUUGAUUUUUUUUGUUUAAAUGCACUUGUUACCAUGACCACCUGUACCUAAGUUAUGACAUUAACUGAAAUUGACUCGAUGAUUCGUAAGUAACUUGGUAUAUUUAUCUCCAUAUUUUCUUAAGAUGAACCAUGAUGUUUUAAUGGUCUCAAAUUUAUUUGAAACCAGAUGUGCCCAUUUCCUCCCUUUGUCCAAACAAAGCCAAAACAGUGACUGCUAAAUACUAAUGGACUGUAGUCCUUUGGAUACGAGUAGUAGUACCCAUACCCAUGUUUCCAUAUCAUUUGUUAAAAGGAAAAUUUUCAAUUGCCAUAUGCAUUUAUCGCAAUUUACUCUACUUUCCUGUGAAUUGUGUCUGAUAAUUUCUAAUUUUAUUUUCUAGUCACACCCAAUUUUUUAUUUCUUUAAAUAUCAGUCGGUUACAGAUCCUUAUUCUUGUAGAUUUUCAUAAGCUAAUCUAUUUUUAUAUAUUUCGUAUCCCUCUUAAUACAACAAUGAAACAUUAACAGAUGUUUCUCCUAGGGAUACUGUUAUUUACUCAACUUUCUGAAGUGCAUAUCUUAAUAUUACUGUACCUCUUUUAUUUAGGAAAUAUAUUCCUAUCUAGCGCAAUGUGUUAUAUGCGCUACAUAUUAGUUUUAUUUACCUUUAAUCACAAACUGUUACUACGAUAAUGUCAAAAUCAUUUUAUGCCUGAAUUGUUCUAGUAUUGCCCUGGCUGGUGGUAGUAAAUAUUUAUAUGAUUCAUUAUUCAAAUGUACCCAUAUUUAGUUGUUGCUUAACUUGAUGUAGUGUCAAACUAGGGUAGGGUGACAACAAGUGAGGAAGAGAAAUUCACUUCAUAGUGAUUUUGUUUGAUUUUGCCUAUUUCUUGGCCAUAUAACGUUACACACAAGUGAAUUAGUUUAAAACCUGCCAAAUGUAGUUUAUUUGGUACAGCUCUUGAGCAAUAUAUCAGAUUUCUUUGUGUUGUAUAAAGUGUACUAUAUUUACCUUGUCCCACUGGUGCCUUAAUUAAAUGCUGUUGUAGUCUAUACAAUCAUUUAGUCACAGUGUUAGGGGAGUAAUGAAAUUUUCUCAUGACUGAUGGUUGUUGACAUGUGGACAUGUAGCUAUGUUUGGUUUAUUGCUGUGUAAGUAAGGUAGCUAAACUUGAAGCAUCAAAUGUUCCUGUGAUUUAUUGCUCUUCCAUGCCUGUCUUACUUUUAUUUAAGUAUCUCAAGGAAAAACCAUUUCUGGUGCUCUUUGAUUUAAAAAGUUAAAUAUUUUAAAUGUAUGAACAAAAACAAGUCUUCUAUCCAACUGUAGUAUGUUGCAUACAUACGCAUGCAAGGACCAAGUAAUUAUAUUUGUAACUGUUGCCAAAUGGUACAUAACGCACUUACCUUACCAUUUACUAGUACGUUGGUAUUUCACAAUCUUUUUCUCUGUGUGCCAAUGUGACAAUAAUAUCUUCCUCUUGCAUAAAAAUUACAAUUUAAAAAGUGUUUUUGUGAAUUGGUUUGUUGCCAAAAUUUGUCGCAUGAUAGCAUAGAUGUUAAGUACUGGAGUAACGCACACCAUUUGUGUUCUCACCUAACAUGUUGUACCAUACAGUAAAAUUGUUGUUUUUUUUGUUUCUUUUUUCGAACUGUAAACACUAGGAAGAUCAAGAUUUCUGCCAAAGUUUCAGUAUUCAUUUCUCUUACAAAUCACUGUCUGAAUGUUUGCUAUUGUUCUUUGUACAGAGUAAUGUGAAGUUAAUAAAAUUAAUCAGUGUUAAA